Drosophila willistoni is the source of this 2520-nucleotide messenger RNA. RefSeq lists its product as uncharacterized. Gene Ontology annotation, molecular function: zinc ion binding. Gene Ontology annotation, biological process: synaptic signaling. The record is from RefSeq and is a predicted model, not a curated record. Gene Ontology annotation, cellular component: plasma membrane. NCBI's taxonomy places the organism in Eukaryota, Metazoa, Arthropoda, Insecta, Diptera, Drosophilidae. The transcript has 7 exons. Bases 117 to 2150 code for a protein of 677 amino acids.
AUUUGACUUUUGCGCUAACUGAAAAUACAACAGCGAAAAGGAAGAAGGAAAAAGUGACGCCGCCAAGAAAAAGUUGAGAAAUAAAUCAAAUUUCUUAAAAUUCGUGAGCAAGUAGCAUGCCAGGAACAUUAAUGGCCACACAACUGACAACAGUGCAGGUCAAAGGUGCGGCAAUUUCCUUGCCGAAACAAGGAAAUGAAGCAGCGGCGACAAUGCAAAGGCAAGUGCAACAAAAGCAACAAGUGGCCGCCAACGCUAAUAGCAUCAGCAGCAACAACAACAACAACAAUUUAACACAAAUUAUGAAAAAAUUACAAGAUGAUUUUAGUAAAUAUAAAUAUACAGUAUAUCGAUGUGCUUCAAAAUUUAUAGCCCUGCAAAAGAUAUUUCACACUAGCAAAAUUCCUUAUAAAUUGAUAUUGGCCAUAUUGGAUCGACACGGGAUGUCAGCGACCACGGCCAGCAUGAAUUUGAAUCUAAUGGUGCCGCCGUUUCAGUUGACCUCGCUAAUUCAUGAUAUAUACUUUGCCUGCGAGAAAUUGGGACAUUUCAGUAAGAAUUCCAGCUAUCAGCUGGAGAGGAAUACCCAGCUGCUGGCGAAUUUCUUUUGGAACAUCUAUGAUCCACAACGUCGUCAUUCCAUAUCCUUGCUAGAGAUUAAGAUCACGUUUUUGCUGCUAUGCAAAGUGUACAUUAGUGAUCUAUUGAUUGCGGAUUUCUUUGCCCUUCUUGCUGAUGCCAAGACACAGAAUCAAGUGUCGCGUUAUGCUUUCGAACUGAUGCUUGCCACAUUGAGUAAACUGCUGAGCUAUGUGGGCGAGAGCAAGGCCUAUGGUAGUCACAAUUUAAACGAGAUGAUGGAACAAUGCUUUAUGCACCGAAAUAGCGGUUUAACAGAACAGCAAUUCCAUCACAUAUGGACGCAAAGGCAGACCCGAUUCCUGAUCUAUGCCAAUUUAUUGGCUUUAAUUAAACGCAUGGAGGAUACGGAACAUUUGAUACACACAAAUUCCUGCUAUGGCUGCCGCAAGGAGCAUAUAAUUGGCAUACGCUUCAAGUGUCAGGUGUGCAGGGAUGUGUCCCUUUGUUUAUCCUGCUUUGCCACUGGCAACGGCACUGGUGGCAGCAGCAGCAGCAGCAGCGGUGGCAACAAUCCAAGCACAAAUGGUGGCAAGCAUGAGGCAUCGCAUCGCAUGUGCGAGGUAUUCAUGGAGGAUCCAGUGCCAGUGCGACAGAAGUGGCGAGACUAUUUGGCCUGUCUAUGUACGUGGGGAUGGUCCCAAAAGAGUCAACAACAGCGACGGGCAGCCAAGGAUGAGGAGGAGGAGGAACGACGGGGUUUUUGCAAUUCUCCACAAGUCCAUGGGACCGCCGGAAAUCAGGAGCUGGCGGCCAUACCAGCCCAAAUGCGUUCCAUGGAAGAGAAACCGCCAUCCGUUGUUAAGAAACAAGAAGAGAUUCAAGAACUUUGUUCCCUGGCUGGACUGGCCACCAAUGCCUCGGAGCGUAUGCAAUCCAUUAUAGACAGACUAAUAUUACAGAAUGCUAAAUUGGAAACUCAACUUCAAUUAUUGUCCAGCACAUCGAGUGCUCAAAUUUCAGAUUUUCUUAGUUCGCAUCAGAAAUUUCUGUUACAAAUCAUCGAGGAUAUGCGUCAGCUAUCGCUCUCGUCUGCCUCUCCUAAGGCCACGAAUCCCUUGGGCAGUUCCACUUUCGUUAAUGCUAGCACUCCACAACGUCAAAUAUUUGAUAUGUACGCUCCAGUGGGAGCCAAUUUAACCCAUUCGAUCAACGGAGCUGACUUAAAUCGCACUUAUCUGGAGGCCAACAAAUCGGACUAUUCACUGAAUGAUGUUAGCCUUUGGUUUGAUCAACGACGAUCAAGCCUGCAGAACGCUCAGGGUUCGACUCCACUGUCUCUGCCUUGUAUGCCGCCGCUUAAUGCUCUGCUCGAGCAUCCUGUUGUCCAUGGCGGUGAUGGACGGGAUACGGAAAUGAUUAAUUUCAAACUACUGCUCAAUAAGGUUAAGGAAAUUGUUGAGGAUUCCUACAGUGACAAUGCUGAGUUGUCGGCGGCCACACAAAAUCUGGAGAAUGUCCUCGAUAAUAUCAUACAAAGCGAAGAGCAGCAACGACAACAGAAUCAGUAACAAAAUCGAGGCGGUAUAAUGAAAGUGCCAAGUCCAUGACAAAGUGCAAAAGAUCCACUGAUUGCAAAUGCUUUAAAUAUGUACAUUUAGUAUUAAGUAAAAUCGAUUUAAUCAGAAUUUUAAGAGUUAUAGUUCUGCAAGCGAUCUAAAGAUCAUAAAUUCAAUUGGCUUAAGUGACAUUUAAAAAUCUUAUAUUCAGAAUUUUUACAAAUUGUUUGAAAUAAUUGUAAGAUUGUAACUAUAGCAGAAGCCUCUUCUCCGUCCCAAUACCAAUUAACUAACUAUCCUAAGACUUUAUCGCCUCACUAACGAUCCAAUAUGGAACAAAAUAAAUAUAUGUAUACAUAUAAGGUAUAUAUCAUCGAAAUCA